Molecule: messenger RNA, 873 nt
Organism: Amaranthus tricolor (Joseph's coat)
Lineage: Eukaryota; Viridiplantae; Streptophyta; Magnoliopsida; Caryophyllales; Amaranthaceae
Product: acyl carrier protein 2, mitochondrial
Exons: 2
Coding region: 148-546 (132 amino acids)
Biological process (GO): fatty acid biosynthetic process
Cellular component (GO): mitochondrion
Molecular function (GO): acyl binding; acyl carrier activity
Source: RefSeq, a predicted model, not a curated record
AAGUGCAUAGAAACGAUUUGGUUUGCUAUAACUUGUUCCGUCGUAAGAAAAGGCAGGAGUUGAAAUCGAAGAAGCUCUGCUAUCACAAAACCCUCCACAACCCUUCUUUAUUGCACCUCCCCAUAUCUUCUCUCCCAUCCUUUAACAAUGGCGGCUGCCCGCAGUGCGAUUUUGAAGUACAUGAGAGUGGCGGUUAGCCCACUCUCCCAAAAUCUUAACUCUUCGUUUUCGAUUUCAUCUUCCUUAAACUCUAUAUUCUCUCGCCGCCAUUUUUGUGAGGAGGUCCGAGGUUCUUUCCUCGACAAGUCCGAGGUCGCCGAUCGUGUUAUUAACGUCGUCAAAAACUUCCAGAAAGUCGAUCCUUGCAAGGUCACCCCCAAAGCACACUUUCAGAAUGAUCUUGGCCUUGACAGCUUGGAUUCUGUUGAAAUUGUGAUGGCACUUGAAGAAGAAUUCCGGUUUGAGAUCCCAGACAAUGAAGCUGACAAGAUCAACUCCAUCGAAAUGGCAGUGAAUUUCAUUGCAUCUCAUCCUCAAGCAAAAUAGAUGGCCAGUUUGAGAUCUCCCAUUUGCUUUGCAAUCUGAAUUUCAUGGAUUUUGCCUUAGAAUUUAACUUAGGGCUGGUCUUUUUCCUCUUUAGACUCAACUUCAUGUGCUUGUCAUUAUUCCCUCAAAUUCAGAGGCGGUCUUUUCUCCUCAUAUCCAGAUUACAUAAUAUCUGCAUUUUAUUAUGCUCGUGAUUUUCGUCCGUAGAGACCAUUUUUUUCAAAGGUGGUGUUACAACAGUAUCAUUCUGCCUGAGUUUACAAUAAUUACUGUAUAUUUCGAGCACGAAAUGACCCUGUAUUCAUUUAUGCCAGUAUUUGUGUUUCA